Messenger RNA from Cladocopium goreaui, 1384 nucleotides. NCBI's taxonomy places the organism in Eukaryota, Dinophyceae, Suessiales, Symbiodiniaceae. The record is from the annotation of a GenBank genome assembly.
AGGACACCAACGGCCGUGUUUAAGACAUGAUGUUCAGCGUUCUGGUACUUUCACAGCACCUCUUGGCAGCUGCCGAGUUGGCAAUUGCUGGUUUACCUCCAGUGCCGCCACCUGUGGCACCCCCGGUGGCCCCGGCCCCGGUGGCCCCGGUGCUUCCACUGACGCGGGCCCUGCCGGACCUGCCUGGUGUGCCCCCGCUGGCGACGCCGCCGCUGCUGCCAGGGUCUCCUGACCGGGCCCUACCAGGGGCGAAGUCUGGGAUGAUCGAUGCACUGGCGUCAGAUGCCAUCUCCACUUCACCCGGGCCAGGUAUGAAGAUUAGCAUCGACAUGUCAGGACUGCACAUGACUGCGGAUGAGAUUCGAGAAUCUGAAAUCAAGUUGAAGCAGGAAGAAAAAGAUGAGGAGAGAGUACAGCGACAGGAGAUCGCCUUUAGACACGAGGCCUACAACUGGUUGAAAUCCCACAAGAACGACAUAGACUCUUCGGUCUGCAAGGCGGCAGGAACCUUCUUCAACUUCAAAGUGCUGACCGAAUUGGUGAAAAUGGGCGGAUCCGUCAACAAGCAGAUGUGCGGCGAGGAUUCUGGGACUCCCUUGCACUCAGCUGCCUAUUGGGGUCUAUCCAAAGGCGUGAAGCGCAUCAUGGAGGAGUUGGGAGGCGAUCCCAAUCUCUGCAAUGCCAAAGGCUUGCCCCCCGUCUACGAGGCAUGCGAGAACGUCGACGGCUCCAGCAACAAGGAAACAGUCACGGCCCUUGUCGAAGGUGGUGCAGAUCUCAAUAUGGAGGUGGAAGGAGUACCCUUGGUGAAGGUGGCCAUGCAGAAAGGCUACUGGAAGGCGGCCAGAUGUCUCCUGGAUGCUGGAGCGACGUGGCCGUUUGUCUUCAACCAAAAUCUGCGACUUUUUGGGAAGGACUACACAAUGCCCGACACUCCAUUGAGCAACCAGGGGGCGCAUUUCCAUUUUUGCGAUGCAGCAAGGACUGGCAACGUCAGUGCUGUCGUGAGCUAUGCUGCCUCCGGCAUGGACAUUGAUUAUGGCUUGUGCUGGUCGGCUCCCUUCAGAUGGUUGACCAGUGCCAUUGGCCAUGCAGCCUUCUAUCAGCAGAAGGACGUGAUCAAGCUCCUCAAGCACUUUGGAGCCUCCUCAAAGAUGUCGGAGAUGUGCAAGUGGAAGCAACUGCAUUGCCAGGGUUCAAGUUGCUUUAGUUGCUUCUCAGCCUGCGAAGCGUACCAAGCGAAAGAUGAACCAUUGAAGCCGUUCAAGAAGGUGCUCGAUCCUGAGAUAGCCCAUCUUCUGAAUUGCUAAAAGCAAUUGAAGGAUGGUGUUUUUUCCAUGUUUGUUUCUUCUGAGUUUUUCUUUGGUUUUGUUUUCUUUUUGGC